Messenger RNA from Acanthopagrus latus (yellowfin seabream), 2844 nucleotides. RefSeq names its product transmembrane protein 19 (gene tmem19). NCBI's taxonomy places the organism in Eukaryota, Metazoa, Chordata, Actinopteri, Spariformes, Sparidae. The transcript has 8 exons. Bases 821 to 1840 code for a protein of 339 amino acids. Gene Ontology annotation, cellular component: membrane. The record is from RefSeq and is a predicted model, not a curated record.
CGUUUUGAUUUGGUUUCCGCUCUGGUUCACUCCUCGGACUGACCUCCUCGUUUCCAUAGCAACUGCGGAGGUUGCUAUGGAAACCCUGCAGGAAACAGCGCUGUCUUUUUAUGAUUAUGACACAAAAAAGGGGCCAAUGCAGCUCAUAAACGGCAGAAUUUCACCUGCCAAAAAGUGAUUACAGCUCCUACAUUGAGACUGAAAGUUUUUUUCAGCAUCAAAUUGACUUUAUUUUGCUCUUGGUGGUUAUAAUUGACAGAUUAUAGUUCAUUUACUCCUUCUUACCUGUUGAAAUGUCUUUAAAAGGGCCAAUUCGACUUAUAAACGGCAGUAUUUCACCUGUCAAAAAGUGAUUACAGCUCCUACCUUGUGACCGAAAGGUUUUUUCUGCAUCAAAUUGACUUUAUUUAACUCUUGAUGGUUAUAUUUGACAGAUUAUAAUCGGCUCAAUCCCCUUUAAACCAGUUAUUGUAUUUCCGGUCGCUGUCCCUUUAAGAACUGUCAACGGUUUUUUUUACCGGAAGUCGGUCCGUUAACUAAAUUGUCCCGGUCCUGCCUUCGCCUCCGGUGCUUGUGUGUCAAACACGGAACCUCUGAAGUAAUUUGGUGUUAUCGGGUCGUCAGUUACUGAACAUCAUUGAUUUCGGUUAUUGUAGCCGAAUCUUGGUGACCCCAAAAUCUGACGAGAGACGGAAACGAUCGACCGAGCUAGAAUUAAUAUUUUUAGCUAACGUAAGUUAGCGUUAGCUUGCUGUCGAAGGAGGUUGAAGGAAGUUGUUAACCAUGGCUCUGCAGCUAACUGCACCGUCCGUCUGUCGUCAUGGGCUCUGAGACUGACGUGCUGAUGAAGGAAUACUUGAAGAUGAUGACUGAUAUGAUCGUGCUUUGUGCCACUCUGGCACUCUCCCUGUUCUUCUGGGUCCUCUCCCUCACCAUCAGCUCGUACUCCGGCACACUGCAGCCUGUGUCGCCGUGGCGAUGGUUGUUCUCCAUCCUGGUCCCCCUCAUGCUGACGGUCAGAGCGCUGAAGAAACGCAGUCUGAGCCGCUCGGGUGCUCUGGCAGCUCUGCUGGUCGGCUUCGUGUUGACGAUGGCCAACUACAGCUUCUUCUCCUCUCUGCUGGCCUUCUUCAUCACCUCCUCCAAACUGACCCGCUGGGGAGCAACACAGAAGAAGAAGAUAGACCCCGAGUACAAAGAAGGGGGCCAGAGGAACUGGGUCCAGGUCUUCUGUAACGGAGGAGUUCCCACAGAGCUGGCACUGCUGUUUAUGAUAGAGGUGGGUCCAGGUGAGAUCCCCAUCGACUUCAGUAAACAGUACUCGGCCUCCUGGAUGUGUCUCUCUCUGCUGGGCGCCAUCGCCUGCAGCGCCGGGGACACCUGGGCGUCGGAGGUGGGGCCUGUCCUCAGCCAAUCACAGCCCAGACUCAUCACCACCUGGAGGGAGGUCCCAGCAGGGACAAACGGAGGAGUGACUACCGUCGGAUUGGUCGCCAGCUUCUUCGGCGGGCUGGCGGUGGGCGUGGCUUACUAUAUAACACAGUGCCUGUUGGUCCACGACCUGCACAUGUCCGACCCUCAGUGGCCGAUCAUCCUGUACGGCGGCGUGGCCGGCCUGGUGGGGUCGAUGCUGGACUCUUUCCUCGGAGCUCACAUGCAGUACUCAGGUUUCGACUCGAGCAUCGGGAAGGUGGUGAGUUACGAGUCGGCCACCACGCAGCGGAUCUGUGGGAAACCCAUCUUAGACAACAACGCCGUCAACCUGUUCUCCUCCGUCCUCAUCGCUCUCGUCCUGCCCGGGCUGGCGUGGGGGCUGUGGCCUCGGAUUUAUAACAUCUGAGUGAUCCGAGGGUCGGUACUGAUCACAGAAGCAUCGCACUCGAGAUUAAAAAGCACACACGCUCUCUCUGCCUGUACCACUAUGUGUUGGAUGAAGACUUGGAAAGGAGAUAGAAGAGGAAAAUAGACAAGCUGAUUAAAACUCGCUGCAGUGUUUCACACAUCGUCAUCACUGCCUGAUGGAACAGACGGAAGCUGCAAACUGAUCAGAUCUGUGAAGGUUGAAUUGUUUCCAGACGUGAGACGAAGUUUAUUAGGACACAACAAAGAUAACACACAUCUGCUUGACUAAAAGUGUCCAGGGACCUGUUUCAGUGAGCAGGUUUAAUGAACUCAGGUGACUGAGCCUGAGGUGACUGAGCCUGAGGUGACUGAGCCUGAGGUGGGAGAUCUGUAGGAGGGAGGAGGCAGCUGGAAGAAGCCAGUUCCAACAUUUAAUUACUUUCAGCCUGAGAUUUCUUUUCUUUAACUCCGGCUCAGUUUUUUACUGAACGCGCCCUCUGAAACAGCUCCCUGGUGUGCAGGUACUUCUGAAGACAGAUCAUGUCGACAAACAAAUGAAACUGUGAAUUAUUUUGUAAAUGUACAACAGUGAUGAUGCUUCUAAGAGAUCAGCGGGUCACACAGCCUUUGAUAUGUUCGCCUGAGUUUGUUAAAAACCUUCUGAAACUUGAGCAGUCGUACAGAAGCAGCUCAUCUACAUCGAAGUUAACAAAACCUCGAUGAUAACUUCGCCUGACGAUGACUGCUGGUAACAAACACAUUAUCUACAUGAUGACGUUUAAGACAGUUGGACAGCACACGUUAGCAAAUAGUUCUGAUCGAGUGCAAACGAGCAUGAAUUCAUGGUGUAAUCUGCAGCGACACACAAACAGACGAAUAACAAAGAGCUGCAGGACGACACAAAGACGUAAAGCAACUGAAACAAGUUGAAGUGCCAAUAAUGUAACUGUUUCCAGAGAAAUAUACAAAUUAAAUAAUCUAAUCACGUUUAAAAAAAAAAAA